CCCGAAAACUUUUUCCAAGUGUUUUCCAUCCUCUUCUGAUGCUGUUAGCUGGAUGUGAUGUGUUGUGUGUCACAUUGGGGUGAAAACGCAAGUAAAAGUAGAUUUUUCACUGAUUGGAACAUUUUAUGUUAAGGAAGAUUUAGAUUCAGUCUUGCCAGUUUUAUCAGAGCCGAAUAAAAUAAUGUCGAUAAAGAUGGGUGGAUUUGAGCAUAUGUAAUUCAAUAUGCAGAACGGCAGUGGACGACAGGCGGAAGUCGUAAUCAAAUUGUACAUUCGGACCACAUCCCAACAAAUCGAAUCUUGUUCGGUUAGGGUGCUGACCAUUUCCAGUUAGAGUAGUGCAAUGGAAACCGAGAAUAGCUCAAAGUAUCAGAAGCUGGCGACUGAGUAUUCCAAGCUAAGAGCACAAGCCAGUGUUUUGAAACGUGCCGUGUUGGAAGAACAGAACAAGAAUGCCGUUCUGCGAGAAUCGCUCCGAUUGAAAGAAGCCAACAUGCGAAAGUCGGAACAGGAGGUAGACAGCCUUGGUUUCCGAAACAAGCAAUUGGAACGAAGAGUCGCUGCAUUGCAAGAAAAUAUCGAGCAAGAACUAAAGAAAGGUACCGCCAAAGGACAAAAAACGAAAACAAACAACGACGCAAACUCAACCGUGGAUGCCGAUGCAAAGGUAAUCGCUGAGGAGCUUCAGAAGAAAAUUUUGGAAAAUGCUCAGUUGGUAACGUUGUUGGACGAUAAAAAUGCGGAGAUAAAGCAGUGUCAGUUACGACUGGACGGACUCAAUCGAGACUUGCAGCAACAGGUUUCUAUGGAGCAAAAGUUGAGGAAAGAGAUUGAAACUCUGAGUCUAAGAAAUACGGAACUAGAGGCAAAGAUAUCUGAAGCUACCAGCACGAUUGGCAGCGAAGAUGGUUUGAGUGUUAUGGCAGAAAUGGAAACCCAUUACAGUAAUCAUUUUAGCAGUAAUUCUAGCCAGGUGACAAAUGCGGGCGCUGGUGGUGCAGUGACCAUCAAUCACAAUAAUAAUAACAACAACAAUACCGCCGGAAAUAACCUUCACUGUGAUGAUAGGAUAGUAUUCCUCGAAAAGGAACUGUGCCACUGGAGGGCCCAGUACGAACUACUCAAGAUUGAUUCCUCUAGUCACCAGCGAGCGGAAGAUACGGUCAGAAAAGAUGAAUCGACGGACGAGUCUGCUGAGAUAAAAUCAGAAGACAAUCAGACUCAAAGUGAGUUCCAUUUGCGAGAACAGAAACUGACGGAGUGCUUCACCAAAAGCAUCACCGGCUUAUUCCAUGACAAGUGUCGAGCCGAAUCCAAACUGACGUCGCAUUUAUUAGAGUCUCAAAGACUUCAAUCUCAUCUGGAUAUCACAAAGAACCGUCUGAAAGAGAGCGAGGAGGCCAAACGAGAUGAAGAGCAGCGCUAUCGAAUUAUCGAGGAUGAACUGGCACGAACCCGUCUAAACUAUGAGGAACAGAUCAGCGUGCUGACGGAACAAGUGAUUAGCUUGAGUGAUCAGCUGGCAAAUUGCAAAUAAGCAAACUCGUGUUCCGUACUCUGUUGGCGCUAAGGAUAUCUUCCCAUCUUUUAUAGGUUAGCUGGAAGCAUCUGCCGAUCGUGCGGUGCGCAAGCAGAAAAGUCGUCGCCGAAUUAAGUAGACUUCCCACGGAGCAAGAAAUUGUUGACUAGUUUUGUUCGAACAAAGAGGAUUAAUAUAUAAAUUCCUUGGGAGAAAAAUAUUUGUUAGAGUAUAACUUUUUUUUUCGAAGCUAUGUGUGUAAAAACAAUCAGUAUAUCAUGAGAUUUGUGAAUGAAAAUAUUCAAAAGACGAAUAAGAAAUAAAAUGUGAAACGUUUUGUGUUAUUUAGA
Messenger RNA from Malaya genurostris, 1869 nucleotides. RefSeq names its product protein phosphatase 1 regulatory subunit 21. Gene Ontology annotation, cellular component: early endosome; membrane. Bases 344 to 1537 code for a protein of 397 amino acids. NCBI's taxonomy places the organism in Eukaryota, Metazoa, Arthropoda, Insecta, Diptera, Culicidae. The transcript is spliced from 6 exons. The record is from RefSeq and is a predicted model, not a curated record.